AUGUCACCGGAACGUCUGACAGUACCACCUAGUGCUGGAGAUCGCAGCACAUCCUCGUCGCCUCUGUUGUCAGAAACACCAGCCGCUCGAUUGCACUACACACACACACCCCACGGCGACAUUCAGACUACUUAUCACACUCAGGACCCUGCAGCAGUUGCGGAGAUCGCGCUCGCAGUUCAACUGGAACGACUACGAGUCACGGAAGCGUUGGCAGCCCGCGACAAUGUGGUGGUACGUCUCGAGGACGCAUAUACCUCAGUCAGACAGAAAUCAGCUACCAUAUCUCGCCUGGAACGAGAACUCGACGUUCUCAGGCGUUCGUCGACCCCAUCGUUUUCGAAUACGAGCGCACUACAAGAGAGUCAAUGUUGCGAUUCUUCCACCGCUGUCGAAGGUGCGACCGACGUCAACAAGAGCAUCAAUCUUGAAAGACAUGUGAGAGAGAUGCACCCAACAACUUCUUCGUAUCUGCAUGUACGUUCGGAUUCGCCGUCCUCCUGGGUACGAAUCGCAACACCACCCAAAACUACUUGCUUUCUGGAGCGUCGCGUCGCGUGUACCUCGCGAUCAUCGGACAUGUUUUUUCCGACUGUAAAUGACGAUUCUAACGAACAGAUCACGUUGUCAUCACUUUCGUUGGAUGGUAGCGCCGAGAAGACCAUCGCUGCGCGGCAUUCGAUACUUGCUGCGUUACCUCUUCCGUCCGACAUCCCAGUAGAUGAACUGCAGCCCAUCGUGCUGCCACACUCAUAUUCAUUAGGCGACUUCCUCCGCAAUACCACGGGCACUUUAAAGAACUUGUGCGGAUACCUGAUCUUUCUUUCUAAUCCGUUCUCUAGUUUAGGCAGAACCUUCAGACUAGGGAAUUAUCGCAUUUUGACACAAGUCACGACGUACUGGUGUCCGGAUCGAGAGGAACACGGGUACUUUCUCACUCCGGUUUUCAAGUGUACCACCAAUCCGCGUGUCGUCACUGCUCAUCGGUGGUCGCCCGUUGACGUACUUGGUCACAUGCGAGAACCGACCGAAUGCUUUUAUCACAAGGACGGGAAGUGGUAUUAUGCUGGCACGUAUAAGGCGUUUCGCAUGGACGAUCUGACGACGCAAGAAUGGGAAUUGCUCUCGACCGAGACAACGCAAGCUAUAAUCAAGGAGACGCUCGCGGGCCGGAAGAACGUAUCGCCUCAAAACACGUACGAAGCAAGUCAACUGUAUGCGGCUGGAGCCCUGAAGGUUUCUUGCGUUGGACUGCAAUGCAUCGGAUUCAAUCAUGAGGUGUAUCACGCCGUCCUGGAACAAUCCAGAUUUGUACAUUGGACGCGCAGCUCUGGCCGAACCGCCUCGACCCCACCCACUAGUCGGCGCGAUGCAGGCAACAGUGAUGACGGCAAGUCUUCGAUUAAUUGA
Messenger RNA from Pisolithus orientalis, 1410 nucleotides. RefSeq lists its product as uncharacterized. The record is from RefSeq and is a predicted model, not a curated record. The coding region runs from base 1 to 1410 and encodes 469 amino acids. The transcript has 7 exons. NCBI's taxonomy places the organism in Eukaryota, Fungi, Basidiomycota, Agaricomycetes, Boletales, Pisolithaceae.